AUGGGAUUUCGGGUGAGCAAAAGAAUUAUUAGGUUCUCUGCGCUGGCAGGAUUGGUGCUUCUGUGGUUAGGCCUGACUUUUGUUAAACAUGAGGGCACAACAUCCGUUAACCAUUACAUCGUUGAUAGCGUCAAAACAGGAAUUGCCAGUGUAGCCGGCAUCCAGGAGGACAAAGUGGAGGGAGAGGCUGCUAAAGAGGAAGAGAAAGAGCGGCUGGAUGCUGAGCAUGCUGCAGAGCAGGGAAUAUCCCAGGAGGAUCCCAUGAGCGAGGAAGCCAGGAAACUUCUCGAGGACAACUCUAAGGUCCGAGCUACGUUCGUAACGUUGGUGAGAAACAGCGAACUUGCGCAAAUGUCUAAUUCUAUUCGGCAAGUUGAGGAUCGUUUCAACAGUAAGUUCCACUACCCUUGGGUCUUCCUAAAUGAUGAGCCUUUUACAGAGGAAUUCAAAUCCGUCGUGAAAGAGCUCAUUAGCGGAGAUGUCGAGUUUGGCAUAAUCCCUGAGGAGCACUGGUCGUAUCCAGACUGGAUAAACCAGGAAAAGGCCGCCGCCGCACGUGAACAAAUGGCCAAAGACAACAUCAUUUACGGUGGGUCCGAGAGCUACAGGCAUAUGUGUAGGUAUGAAUCCGGGUUUUUCUGGAGACAUCCGUUAUUGGAUAACUAUGAUUGGUAUUGGAGAGUUGAGCCAGACAUCAAACUCCACUGUGACAUUGACUACGAUGUUUUCCAAUGGAUGCGGGAUAACGACAAAGAAUAUGGUUUCACUAUUUCAAUUCACGAAUACAAAGAAACCAUUCCUACCUUAUGGAAGACGACCAAAGAGUUCAUCAAAGAGCACCCGGAGUAUGUCGACAAGAACAAUAUGAGGGCCUUCAUAUCUGACGAUAAGGGCAAAAGCUACAACUUGUGUCACUUCUGGUCCAACUUCGAAAUUGCAAGUCUCAAUUUCUGGAGAUCUGAAGCCUACAGGGCUUAUUUUGACCAUUUGGAUCAUGCCGGUGGCUUCUUCUACGAGCGUUGGGGAGACGCUCCAGUACAUUCGAUCGCAGCGGCGCUCUUCCUCCCCAAGGAUAAAAUCCACUAUUUCGAAGACAUUGGUUACUUCCACAAUCCAUUUAAUAAUUGUCCCAUUGACAGUGAAGUUUAUGAAAAAGGCAAAUGCAAUUGUAAUCAAGAUUAUGACUUUACGUUCCAAGGCUAUUCGUGUGGUAACAAGUACUUUGAGGUUAACAAAAUGACUAAACCAGACGGCUGGGAAAGAUUUAUACGGACCUAA
This is a messenger RNA of Lachancea fermentati, 1278 nucleotides long. Lineage: Eukaryota; Fungi; Ascomycota; Saccharomycetes; Saccharomycetales; Saccharomycetaceae. The record is from the annotation of a GenBank genome assembly.